GGAAGUGGAUGCCUGGCUGGAAGGCGUGAGGAUCGUUCUGCUCUCUGACCUGGAAGCACAAUGUCAUCAGAAUCCAGCAAAAAAAGGAAACCCAAAGUGAUCCGAAGUGAUGGAACCCCAACUGAAGGGAAACGGAAUCGAUCUGACACAGAGCAGGAAGGCAGAUACUAUAGCGAGGAGGCUGAGGUUGACCUGCGGGACCCCGGCAGAGACUAUGAGUUGUACAAGUACACUUGCCAGGAGCUACAGAGGUUGAUGGCUGAGAUCCAGGACCUGAAGAGCAAGGGCAGCAAGGACGUGGCCAUUGAAAUAGAAGAACGAAGGAUCCAGAGCUGUGUGCAUUUCAUGACUCUAAAGAAGCUUAACCGAUUAGCCCAUAUCAGGUUAAAGAAAGGAAGAGAUCAGACCCACGAGGCCAAGCAGAAAGUCGAUGCCUACCACCUACAGCUGCAGAACCUGCUCUACGAAGUGAUGCACCUGCAGAAGGAGAUCACCAAGUGUCUGGAGUUCAAGUCAAAGCAUGAAGAAAUCGAUCUGGUCAGUUUAGAGGAAUUUUAUUCAGAAGCUCCACCAAACAUCAGCAAGGCCGAGAUCACCAUGGGAGACCCUCACCAACAGACGCUGGCACGUUUGGACUGGGAGCUGGAGCAGCGGAAAAGGCUGGCAGAGAAGUACCGAGAGUGUCUGUCCAACAAGGAGAAGAUCCUGAAGGAGAUCGAGGUGAAGAAGGAGUAUCUCAGCAGCCUCCAGCCCCGCCUCAACAGCAUCAUGCAGGCUUCCCUGCCGGUGCAAGAGUACCUGUUCAUGCCAUUCGACCAGGCUCACAAGCAGUACGAGACCGCCAGGCACCUGCCGCCUCCCCUCUACGUGCUCUUUGUGCAGGCCACCGCAUACGGGCAGGCCUGUGCUCAUAUGACCUCCUCCCAGCCCCCUAGACAGGAUAAGACGUUGUCUGUGGCGAUUGAAGGCAGUGUGGAUGAAGCCAAAGCCCUUUUCAAGCCCCCCGAGGACUCCCAAGAUGAUGAGAGUGACUCGGAUGCUGAAGAGGAGCAGACCACGAAGAGGCGUCGGCCCACACUCGGGGUUCAGUUGGAUGAUAAGCGCAAGGAGAUGCUGAAAAGGCACCCGCUGUCUGUCCUGCUGGAUCUGAAGUGCAAAGACAACAGUGUGCUCCAUCUGACUUUCUUCUAUCUCAUGAACCUCAACAUCAUGACAGUGAAAGCCAAAGUGACGACCGCCAUGGAGCUGAUCACCCCCAUCAGUGCAGGCGACUUACUGUCUCCUGACUCGGUCUUGAGCUGCUUGUAUCCUGGAGAUCAUGGAAAGAAAACUCCAAAUCCAGCCAAUCAGUAUCAGUUUGAUAAAGUUGGCAUCCUGACUUUGAGAGACUAUGUACUUGAGUUAGGUCACCCCUACUUGUGGGUACAGAAGCUGGGUGGCCUCCACUUCCCCAAAGAGCAGCCCCAGCACACGGUGAUGGCUGACCACUCACAGAGCGCUAGCCACAUGGAGACCACCAUGAAACUGCUCAAGACUAGGGUACAGUCCCGCCUGGCUCUCCACAAACAGUUCGCAUCUCUGGAACAUGGCAUUGUGCCAGUCACCAGCGAGUGCCAGUACCUCUUCCCUGCCAAGGUUGUUUCCCGACUGGUAAAGUGGAUGAUAAUGGCCCAUGAAGAUUACAUGGAGCUGCACUUCACUAAGGACAUUGUAGAGGCCGGCCUGGCUGGGGACACCAACCUCUACUACCUGGCGCUUAUCGAAAGGGGAACAGCUAAGCUUCAGGCUGCUGUGGUACUGAACCCUGGCUACUCCUCCAUCCCACCUGUUUUCCGACUCUGUCUAAACUGGAAAGGGGAGAAAACCAACAGCAACGAUGACAACAUUCGGGCUAUGGAGAGUGAAGUCAAUGUGUGCUAUCGGGAGCUCUGCGGCCCUCGGCCCAGUCACCAGCUCUUGACCAACCAGCUGCAGAGGCUGUGUGUGCUGCUGGAUGUCUACCUGGAGACCGAGAGCCAUGAUGACAGUGUAGAGGGCCCCAAGGAAUUUCCCCAGGAGAAGAUGUGCCUGCGGCUCUUUAGGGGUCCAAGUAGGAUGAAGCCGUUUAAAUAUAACCACCCUCAGGGAUUCUUCAGCCACCGCUGACAGACUUCCCUCUCUACCUGUCAGCCCCCAAGCCCUGCCCUGACUCCUGGGUAUCUGAGUUUUGCUUUGGCCGCCUGUGGUUCUUGAUAUUUUCCAAAGACACCGGCUAAUUAAAAUGUCGUGUGACCAAA
Molecule: messenger RNA, 2276 nt
Organism: Rattus norvegicus (Norway rat)
Lineage: Eukaryota; Metazoa; Chordata; Mammalia; Rodentia; Muridae
Gene: Thoc5
Product: THO complex subunit 5
Exons: 21
Coding region: 61-2145 (694 amino acids)
Cellular component (GO): nucleus; cytoplasm
Source: RefSeq, marked validated